AUGGCGACCUUGGGCUACCGUGACUCGGGCUCUGUGGUGCUUUCAAAGGCGGAGGCCUUGCGGCAGGCCCAUGAGAAGGAAGGAGAACGAUCGAGGCUCAUGACCUGGUCCAAAAGAAAGAGCCCUCCCAGGAGGAAGAAGGACGAGCGUGAAGAGCGGGAAAAGGAGGAAGCAGCCGAGUUUGAAAUGAAGCUGGAGAACAUCGUCCAGAAGCGCCCGGACAAGCGCUUGAAGUGGCUGCAGAAGGGCAUGAUCUUGGUGGGCAGGAAGACCAUCAAGGCAAACGCCUUCUUUGAACUGAUCAUGGAGAAGGCCUUCAUUUCUGACGUGCCACCCGAACUAGGAACUCGAAUGAAAGCGUCGAUCCUGGCGAACUUGCACCUCUUCUCAUCAAAGCAGCAGAAAGCUUUGCAAAGCGAGUCUUGCCAGUUCAACAUGUUCGCCUCGGCCACCGCCAAGGAGAAAAAGAAGGAGACGCGCGAACGUGAAGGUGAACCUCGCAAGAAGAAGGCCCGGCGUGCCAAGGACUCCCGCAGUAGCGAGUUUGACUCUGUGGACUCGCGGCCGCCGCCGCCGAAGCCGCCGGGGAGAGCGCCGCGGCUGCCGCGCGGGUCUCGGGAGGAUCGCUUAGACGGCCGGGACGACCGCCGGGAUGACCGGCGCGAUGACCGGCGGGACGACCGGCGGGACGACCGGCGGGACGACCGGCGGGAUGACCGGCGGGAUGACCGGCGGGAUGACCGGCGCGUGUAUGCCCGUGGAGCUGCAGAUGACGGCUACUGA
Messenger RNA from Durusdinium trenchii, 783 nucleotides. The record is from the annotation of a GenBank genome assembly. NCBI's taxonomy places the organism in Eukaryota, Dinophyceae, Suessiales, Symbiodiniaceae.